Plasmodium gonderi is the source of this 582-nucleotide messenger RNA. RefSeq lists its product as hypothetical. The transcript has 2 exons. NCBI's taxonomy places the organism in Eukaryota, Apicomplexa, Aconoidasida, Haemosporida, Plasmodiidae. Gene Ontology annotation, cellular component: small-subunit processome; nucleolus. Bases 1 to 582 code for a protein of 193 amino acids. The record is from RefSeq and is a predicted model, not a curated record.
AUGGGAAAGUUCAAGAAAACUCAAAAGAUACUAAAAUUGAAAAGGAUAAUAAACCCAAAUGACAACAGAGUGAAGCAAAGUAACGGAAAUGGAGUAAAAAAAAAUAUUAAGAAAAAUGAAGAAAAAAUAAAACAAGUUACUCCAAUAGAUAGUAAUUUAUUUUUUAACUAUAAUGAGAAUUUAUGUCCACCAUAUAAUAUAAUACUGGAUACAAAUUUUAUUAACACAAGUAUACAAUAUAAACUUGAUAUAAUAAAAGGCUGUUCAGAAUUGUUACUAGCCAAAUGCAAUAUUUACGUAACAGACUGUGUUGUGGCAGAAAUGGAAAAACUGGGGCAGCGAUAUUCCCUUGCCCUCAAAUUAUUAAAAGACCCUAGAUAUAUUAGACUGACGUGUACCCACAAAGGAACAUAUGCAGAUGACUGUAUAGUCAAUCGUGUUACUGAAAGUCGAUGUUACAUCAUUGCAACAAAUGAUAGGGAUUUAAAAAUACGGUUAAGAAAAAUACCAGGAGUUCCUAUUUUAUAUGCCAAAAAUUUCAAGUACAAAAUUGAGAGACUCCCGGACAAUAUUUUGAUAUAA